GUGAAAACAUCACGCUACACCAACUUUAUUAUGUUUUAUACCUCUAGUGAACAACUCGCAAAUGCGAUUAUUAUAUCAUUGAGGACACCCUCUGUUUCAAGCUACUCAUGUAGCGAAGUCUUAGCUUUAAGUAGUAACCUGAUAGAUUUUAUAUAAAUAUCUCUCGACUUCUCCUAGAUUCGUAUGUUCUCAGAUGCCCGCAGGAGAUACUCGUCCAUCCUUUUGAAUAUUAUUAGUAUUGAUACGCAAUAAAAGAUACCAACCAUAAGCACCUAUCUAUAUACACUUUUUAAGAAGAGUUCUUAAAGAAGGAUCUUAAAGAGAGAAAAACCAUCAUGGCUAACUCAACCACCAACUCGCCGCUCAAUGUCGGUGUUAUCGGUUACGGCCUGUCUGCUACCGUCUUCCACAUCCCAUUCAUCACAGCCACGCCCACCCUAAAACUCCACUCUAUCCUCCAGCGCAACCCGGGCCAAUCUGGCAGCUCAGCUCCUCAGGACCAUCCCGAUGUCAAGCAUUUCACCUCUCUUGACCAAUUUCUCGCCGACGCGGAUCUCGACGUGACCGUCAUCACCACUCCUCCCCACACACACUUCCAAUUCUCCCAGCAGGCCUUGCAAGCAGGGAAGCAUGUCCUCGUGGAGAAACCGUUCGUCCCCACCGUUUCCGAGGCAGACGCCCUGAUCAAGCUCGCCAAGGAGAAAGGCCGCUUGAUCUGCGUGUACCAGAACCGCCGAUGGGACAGCGACUUCUUGACGGUGCGAAAGCUAUUGGCCGACGGCACCCUAGGCCGGAUCGUCGAAUUCGAGACGCAUUUCGAUCGCUUCCGGCUGGAGAAGCCGUCCACCUGGAAGGGCACGCUCGGCAUGGCCCAAGGAGGCUCGGCGCUGUACGACCUGGGCACGCACCUGAUCGACCAGGCAUACGUGCUAUUCGGGCUGCCGCGCAGCGUUUUCGGCGUGCUGGCUAGUCAGCGGGACGGGCUCCUCCUAGGCCCCCAGAACCCGGAUCUGGAGCCCGACAGCGUUACCGCGCAGCUGUUUUACGACGACGGCCUUGUCGUUUUGGUGCGCAUCGGCAGCGUAAGUGCCGAGGUGCGCCAACCGAGAUUCUGGAUCCGAGGCACCAAAGGCAGCUAUCACAAGCAGGGUCUCGAUACGCAAGAGCCUCAGCUCAGGUCCGGGUUAAAGAUGGAUGACGCCAGCUUCGGACGAGAAGGCCCAGAGUGGAAUGGGAAGCUUACUCUUGUUGGCGACGACGGUAGUUUCCGCGAACAAGACUGCCCGAAUGUGGAGCCGCAGACUUACAAGAAGCUGUUUGAGCUGCUUGGCGAGGCCGUUGUUCGGAACCGCGAAGAAGAUCUGCCGGUCCCCGCAUCACAGGCGAGGGAUGUCCUGAAAAUUAUUGAAGCCAUCAAAGAAAGCGCGAGAAACAGGCGCGAGAUCCAGCUUUCUUAGAGAAGAGCCUCCUCCUAAACAGUGCCGAGCUAGAUUCUCUGCCCGAAUUUUAAGUAGGCCAGGGUAUUCCCCCUAGCCGCAUCGCUUACAUCUAUGAAAUGAAAUCCAAGUGAAUAUAAUCAACAUA
Molecule: messenger RNA, 1584 nt
Organism: Daldinia caldariorum
Lineage: Eukaryota; Fungi; Ascomycota; Sordariomycetes; Xylariales; Hypoxylaceae
Product: oxidoreductase
Exons: 2
Coding region: 336-1457 (373 amino acids)
Molecular function (GO): nucleotide binding
Source: RefSeq, a predicted model, not a curated record